Messenger RNA from Eleginops maclovinus (Patagonian blennie), 7342 nucleotides. RefSeq names its product SLC2A4 regulator (gene slc2a4rg). The transcript has 8 exons. Gene Ontology annotation, biological process: regulation of transcription by RNA polymerase II. The coding region runs from base 175 to 1614 and encodes 479 amino acids. Lineage: Eukaryota; Metazoa; Chordata; Actinopteri; Perciformes; Eleginopidae. Gene Ontology annotation, cellular component: nucleus. Gene Ontology annotation, molecular function: DNA-binding transcription factor activity; RNA polymerase II cis-regulatory region sequence-specific DNA binding. The record is from RefSeq and is a predicted model, not a curated record.
UGGAUAUCCUGCGUAGCAGUGGUGGCAAACUUCACAUGUAGGCUAGAUCAGAAGUUAGGACAAUAUCUAUCAACUUGCGACAAUCCUGUUAAAUGUAUCAAACUCCAGCAAUUUGCACUGAAAUCUAUAGAAAGCUGGUCUUCUUUCUUUAGUUUCUCCUCGCCCUGUCUGAGUAUGGAUUCCAGAUACAUUUUGGAGCAGACGUCGGUUGGGACAAGGGUCGUUGGGGCGGAUUUUAACUACCGGGCAGGCCGCUCUGUGCUGUGCGACACCCGGGUCCCCACGGUGGAGAAAAACGGUCCCAUGCCGGUGUUCACAAACGGGCCCGUCUUUUACAAAUUGUUAAUGGACGGCCGCUCAGUGUCGGGGGUUAAAGGCGAGCGAAUCUCUCCCAACGGGAAUGGCCGAAUAUUGCACGACGUGGAAAAAACUGGCCUUGGGGAGCAAAAAGACACAGGUUCCUCUGGGAUCUUGAAGAGGGCCAGUCCUACUCACUGCCCAGGCACCAAUGGGCAGUCCCCAGGCGGCUUCAUGCACUUGGACAUCAGGAACCCAGGGAAACAGGCAGAGCUGGCCGACAACUUUAGAGCAGCACAUGAGUGGAUCAUCCCACCGACAGAGAUCCAACCCCUUCCCUCCUCCCACAUCCCCGUCCCCAGAAACAGGAAGCCCUCAGGUCAUGCUGAUAAGGAAGUGAUGGCUGCCACCGUCCUGACCUCACUAUCCACAUCUCCGCUAGUGCUCAACCCUUCCUCUGCACCACCAGAGCCAGCCAGCAGGGCUUGGAAAGACGUUCUGUCAGAUAGCUACAGCAGUUCGACAAGUGGCAAUUGGAGCUGGGACACCAGCGACCAAUCGGUGCCCUCCACACCGUCCCCGCCUCUUUCCAAUGAUGCCAACAAGAACUUCCAGCUCUUGACCCCGGGGGAUGAUGUUAAUGAAGAUGUCACAGAGAGCACACACUUCAUGUUUGAGGAUCCCAUACCUCGCAAGCGGAAGAACUCCAUGAAGGUGAUGUUCAAAUGCUUGUGGAAGAACUGUGAAAAGGUCCUCAGCACCUCCUCAGGGAUCCAGCGACACGUUCGCACCGUCCACCUGGGGCGAAACAGCGACUCAGACUACAGCGAUGGAGAGGAGGACUUUUACUACUCAGAGAUAGAGGUCAACAUGGACAGCCUGACAAAGGGCUUGUCCAGCCUCACCCCCACCUCCCCCACCACGUGCGGCCCUCCGCCUGUCUUCCCUCCACCGCUCACUGCUGUCCCUCACUCCGAACACAUCAACAUGAACAGUUCUCACAGCCCAACUCCGACACUGCUGAGUCAGUCAGCUCCUUCCACCCUCUGCCACAUCCGCACUGACCAUGCCUACCAGGGGGCUGUGACCCACGUCCGGACCAUCAGCAUCGGUGAGAAGCGGCAGCCGGCAGCCAUCACACACAGCACUGCUAUCAAGAACCAUGCUUUAAUAACACCUGCACCUAAAUCAACACCAGGAACCAGGAAACCCCGUGGGGAAGCAAAGAAGUGCCGAAAGGUGUACGGCAUGGAGAAGAGAGACAUGUGGUGCACAGCCUGUCGCUGGAAAAAAGCCUGUCAGAGAUUCACCGACUAAUCCAGUCCCCUUCCCGUGUCUGUGAGAUGAGUUCUUCCUCGCUCGGAGCGACAGCUGUAGAUGGACUCUUCCACUGAGGAGACGAGGGGAGUUUCUUCACGAUGGAGCGCUAUUCUCCUCCAUCCCAGCAGGGCGUGCGCCUUCUGUCCUCCCUGUUUGCAAACACAAAGAAAAAGAAAAAUGGUGGGUAAAAACAAAGAAAAAAUCAGCAAGAAAAAAAAACUUUGUAAGUUUUGAGACUUUUUGAAGACUUUUUCACUCAUCAAUAAGGAACACAUUUAAUAUUUCUAAUUUCUCACAGCCUCAACUCCAGGCAAUGUUUAUAGACUACAGAUGAGCUUUUUGUUCAACUCUGUGGGUGAUUAUAUGAGCAUCCUGUAGUCUACUGUUUAUGACUUUUUGGAUGUUCAAGGGUUAACACAAGAUUUACUCGCUCUGUAGCAGAUCCUUUUUCUUUGUCACUGUGUAAGGGACUUCAAACCUACCAAAGGCAAAAAGCCUGUUCACUUACAACGAACAGUUUAAAUGUACGCCUGAAUCCAGCAUCACUGUCUUUUGCAGCCCUACUGGAUAUCAAUUUUAUGUUUAAGUACAAAUUAUUCAUCAUCUACUUCCUGUUCCUUAAGCAACUUCAGUACAGCCAGCUUUACUUCAUGUGAUUUUGCAUCGAUGCACAUAUUUUGUGGUACAAAAAGAUUCCCCUUGACAAAAUAUUUCUCAGAGAUGUACACAACAUGAAAUAUUUCUUCUUCUCUGUUCUUACCCGAGAGAUAUGCACCUUGAAGAACUAAGACAUCUUUUAGAGGAUCACUGAAAUGUCAGUGGAUGUCUUGUAUAGAGUUUAUUUUCAGCAGUGGCUGAAGCAACUAGCAGUUGCACUGUGCAAUCGACAGGAUUACAGCAUUUAAUAUUGUCUUGCUUUGUGGUUGUCAUUGUUAUUAAGGUGAGGCAGGAAAGGCUCAUUUUUUUCCCUUUGACAACAGGUUAUUUUUAAAAAGAUUGUUUACCACAAUGAAUGAUAACUGCCCUUUGAAACGUAACUAACGUAACUUGACUGACUAAUGUAACUUUUGUAUGUAAGUUUAUAACAUAGAGAUUGUAACCCAACAACCACGACCUGCCGUUAAGUCAGGUAUUACAAAUAAUCUCUAAACAUUUUAGGAAGGAGAUGUUCCGAAUAUCUUUAACUAACCAGCAUUGCAACAUUUCUAGAAGCCUAACUUCAUAGGAACAAAGACUAUUUACACAUUUUUUUGUAAAAGUUUUUAACCUUUUAGAGUGAUAUUUUGUUCUGGUCUAACAUUUGGGAAUGAAUAGUGAGAAUCAAACCAAGGUGUCGGUGGUCGACUGAUUGAUGCUGGAGUAAAAAAUGAUGUUUCAUCAAGUAAAGAUUUCCAAUCUUUCCCUAUUUAAAAGCCUUCCAAACUUAAGAUUAAAUAAUCAUGUGGUAACACUUUUUGAUAGAAUGAAAUUGUAAUUUUUGUAUAUAUCCCUUUCACCUGUAUUUAAAAAAAUAAAGAAUAGAGCAAUAUGAAUUCCUAUUUAAAAUUAGAACCCUUUAAUUUUAAAAGAUGUAUUGUGUUUCUAAUUAUUAUCAAAGACGUACAACAAUGAAACCUUCCAAGUAUUUAAUUCUUCACAGAAGCUUAGAUCUUUAUUUGAUAAGACACCGUGGAGUGAAGUAAAAUGAAUCAACCAGUUAUUCUUUGAAGGUUUCCAGCAUAAAACUGAACACCUGCAGGGUGAAUUGUGUUUGUAAUUGUCAUAUUAUGGCAUGGAUAGGAAACUUAGGAUGUAUCUCCUUCUGGUGCUAAUACUAAUGAAAGUACAAGACAUUAUUACAAACCAGUAGUCAUACUUACGGACAUUUUUAGAUAAUGAUAACAUUCAGAGAUACCCUGAAGAGAGAGCGACUUUUUUACUCUUUCCAAUGGUUAGUAAUAUUUUUUAUUUAAAUGACAAUGAUUGAAGACAAUACUGGUCGUGUCAAGAUGAUAACCUACUUCCCAAAAAACAGGCCAAUUUAUUUAUUUAAACCAAACAAACACACAUCUGUCUCAAAGGGCUUCACAAUCUGUACAUGGCAGACGCUUUCUAUCAUUAGACCCUCAGUUUCUCUACUUGGAUAAAGGAAAUCUCCUCCACAUUUAAUAGACUGAACUGCUCUCAGAAUCCCGACAGUAAAUGUAGAUUUUUGAAGAUGCUGUCUGAAUGUAGAGUCUGCGUUGUGUCCUCUACUCUCUAAGCGCUCCCGACACUGACCUGACCUGAUCACCAAAACGACGGCACAAACACUGUGCGCUGUCCUCUCCUAUACGAGCAGGCCGACCGGCAUUCGAGCUGACUGCAUGACUGAGGUACAUGACGACUUCAGACCUCUGUCGCCAUAGAAACAACUGUGCUUUCCCCUGUCGCCACAAGGUCACUCAGCUGUCUGCUGUGGGCUGCAGCCACAUUAUCGGUGACCAGUUAUCACUUUUCAUAAAACUAGAAAGCAGAUGUCAGUUAAUUAGGGACUUAAAGUCGAAUAAAUUAAACACGCAUGAAAACUAUCAUUAUAGUUAAUGAUAUUUCAUUCACUUCCAGUAAUAAGCCACCAUUUUGUUUGGAUACGCACGAUCCUGCCUGUAAAUCUUUAUUUCUAGUGGCAUCCCAGAUAAGCUUCCUCCUCUUCUGGUCAGAAACUUCACAAAGUGCCAAUGAAAAGAACACGAAAAAAGGAAAAAGCUAUACUUACCUGAUGAAAUUGCACUAUGUUGCACUACGCAAAAACAUGUUUUUAUACAUGGACAUUUUAUAUACACACAUUUUGAAGUGAAAGAAUGUUCCUUUUUUGUUCUCAAGGGGGCGGGAGGGAUGUCGUCACUGCCCGAUGGAAUAAAUGGGGUGUCAGGGAAAGGGUGUUUUGUACCUUUGGGGUCCCCCAUUACUAGCAAGUCAACUCUACAUUAAGUGACAGUUAAUGUCUUGCUCUCUGUGUCAGAUUUAUUGUACCAAACACACUGGCUGGUUCUGAAGUGUGGUAUUGGGAAGUACAGUGUGGUACUUUGGUAGUUAGUCACUCUGCCUUCGCUUAGAGGAGUGCAAAGGGCUGAAAGCAGCACCUGCCUUGUCUCCGGGAUUGGAAAACACCGGUCUUAGUCAGCGGCUACACAUUGAUGUCUAGAUAACAGAUGCUUUUACAAUGCUUCAUUGCCUGGAGUUUUUCUUCACAAUACUCACACGUUUUAUCCAUAACAUUUAUGCUUCCUUUCCUUUUUACGUUUCCCUGAGCUGAGGUAGUUGAUACAGUUAUUAGUGCUGGAUACAGCUGUUACUUCUGUUUGUUGAUGGAGUGUCGAAUUCAACCCAUCAGGUGUCUCUUCAUCCAAAGCACUUUUAGAUUUCACCAGCAGGAUUAGAGGCCGGUGUUUUUACUGGCAGUGAACAGGACUGUUGAUGUUAUCAGGCUCCUGUGGUGGUCACUAUUUCACCUUCACCAGUCAUCAUAUUUCUGGUGGACCAUCAGUCCCAUCCUCGUGAACGCAAUUUCUCAAGAACACCUUGAGGGAUCUCCUUUGAAUUUGGCUCAAAUAUCCACUUAGACUCUAGGAGGAACAGAGUAGAUUUUGCUGGUCAACGCUGACAAAACAGGUUUUUGGCAUAACCCAUACUUUAAUUCUGACAAAACCCACAUAACACUUUUUGUUAAAUCCCCUCAAAGUCUUAUUCACAUAUACUAUAAGAGUCUAGACAGACAUGGAUGUAAACUGCAACUUGACUAGUUGGUGGAGUCAUAAAAUUGUGAGGUGGUUAUUGUAGUUUUUUCAUUGCACUAAAACUGGUCUGUGACGAUCAAGCCAGUAAGAGCUUGGCUUGUGUCAUCAUGGCCAGAAAAAAUUGCGGGUACAAAGUUGCUCUUGUGGAAAUUGAUGAGGAGUUUUUCACCUGUGAAAUAAGGGGUUGAAAUUGAAGUUGAGUGUGCAGGGAAAGUUGUUUGAGAGCAGACACGGGACACGCAGUGACGAUAUAGAUGGAUUUGUAGUUUCAGGGCUUUCUUGUACAUAUGCAACAUAAAGAGAACCGCUUUUUCGUAUAUAUUUUGUUUCCUUGUUGUUGUUAUUUUGUUUUAUGAAAAGUAAACUUUUUUUACAUUAUAGUUGCUCAGAAUAUUUUCUUUCAUUUUUUUUAAAAAGUUGAUUGAGAAGCUAUAGUGAACAUAACACGUAAAAGAUUCAAUGUAUAUUGUAGCUUUGAGGCAAAGGGGAGAAAAAAAACCUGUUGAAUGUAAAACCCACAAAAACAAAAGUCUUUUUUUGUUCUUAUAUUUGCUCGCUAGUUUGUACUGCCUGUAGUAAACCUUCUUUUAACACCCACAGCUGUCGCCACACUGCUAAAUCAUAUCAAAUAACGCAACCAUGCAGUAUUGCUUUACAAUUUUCCUUUGUGUAAUGAGAUGCUUUAUAGGGGAACAAGAACUAACUUCAGUUUCUGUGACAUCUGGGCAACAGUGUAAGCAAGUAGCUUACACUGUUGAUAUUUGUCUUAUUUCUAUCUCCCUGCCAAAUGGUAAUUUUCUUAACGUGUUUAUCAUCGUUGUGAAUGUUGUUUUUGGUUGUGAUGUUAAGUUGUUGUUAAGCAGGAUAACAUUCGACCUUUGGUCACAAUGAACAUUUUAAUUUUGUGGGUAUAUCUAUCCUGUCCUGCACAUUCCAACUGACAGCACACUUUUAGAGUCUUCCCCUUGUUUCCCAAAAGACGUAUCCUUCCCCUUUCCUCCUCACUACAGUGAUUCUUCUCUGAACACCUUGUCCUUUUGCAUUAAAUGUUUUUUCUACCAAGCUUUACAGUGGUCCCACCCAAGCCUUUACCCAGUUUAUUAAGCUAAAUUAAACCCUUCAAAUGUGCAUCAAAAAAAGCCUUUAUUUUUACUUCCACUUGUUGAAAUUGAUGUGCUGCUUUCUUGAAUGUCAGUGUGUUUAUCUAUGUGAAAACCAGCAGCAGCAAAGCCAAUAGAUCUCCUUCCAAAUCAAAUGUAAUGUAAUGCAUUGCAAUGGCAGCUCCUCCCAAUUCUCUGCUUCCUCUGCGCUUUUAUUAUUCGUCCAAGCAUUGUACUCCUUUUUUUGUCAGAUCGUCUCUUUUGAUUUGAUUUUUUUCUGUUGUGUUUUUACUGAGCCUUACACUGGCUGGUGUGAAAACUGACUCCUGCUUGUUUUCGUUUUCUCAUUGAUUGAUUGAUUGAUUGAUUGAUUGUCUGGUUAAAUUUGAGGGUUUUUUUGCAUGUCUAUUAUCGCUUCUUUUUUUUUUUCGGAGAUACAACACUGAAGGGUUUUCUGUGUUAGAUUUCCCCUUACAGUAACUGAUAACCAAAGGCUGAUGUACUUUGUUUUCCUCAAAAUAUAACAAUGCUCAUUGCAGCCUGACAAAGACACACACACACACACACACACACACACACACACACACACACACGAAGCUAAAAGCAUUUCUUAAAGGAAACGUGACAUCAGCCUCGGGUCUUACUGGAAGGCAACAUUUCUCCUGUGUGUGGGCUCAGACUCUGUUCUUCAUCAGCAGUCCCACGCACAUGGAGGAAGCACUUUCUGAGGAGUGGUGCACUCAAGGAGUAUUUGUAUGAAUGUCAAGCCUAUGACUAGUGCUGGAAAAGAUGGAUGACCAUGUAUGAUGCUGAUAAUGUGAUCUAUGUGAUGUAAUGUGACAGAAAGAAAAAUAAACCUGAAUGGAAGAA